Molecule: messenger RNA, 2445 nt
Organism: Anguilla anguilla (European eel)
Lineage: Eukaryota; Metazoa; Chordata; Actinopteri; Anguilliformes; Anguillidae
Exons: 9
Coding region: 251-1231 (326 amino acids)
Source: RefSeq, a predicted model, not a curated record
CACAUCUGCCACGGAAAUGUAAGUGUUCACUGGAAGUGCAAUAUCUCGCUACUACUGAUCGACAAUCUUUGGAAACAAACCAGGAAGUCUUUGUUUCAAAUUAUUUCAUUGGGUUACAGAAAUGGUUAGCUAGCUAACUUAACUAGCUAGCUACGAAGCUGGAUUUGCCCAUUUAUGCAAUUCUAGAUACUGCGCUUAGAGGUAUUUAAAUGCACCGACUCGCCAAGUAGCCAUCUAAAUUCUCCCUAAAAUGGACGAAAUAAGUCCGUUGCUGACCCCUCGGCACUCUGAAAGUGUUGAUCUUCCGUCUCCAAAUUUGAGACCAAGGCACCGCGAGCUCAUCCCGACGCCCUGCGGUCCAAUAAAGCCAUGGUCGGAGUUGACGUGCCUGGUUAAAGUGUAUUAUUGUUUCACCAUCACAUCUUUAGUAGGGGUUCUGGCUCUUACUUUGGUUAACGUAUACAGACAGUUCCAGAAGAAUGACAGUUAUGAAGAGGAGUCUGUGUCCCUCAUUCAGCUUGUGGGAAUCUUGUUCUGCCUGUAUUACGUCACGCGGGGGAUUCUGCAGGAGAACCGGCAGGAGCUGAUCGCCUUCGUGCUGAGCGUGCUGCUGGUCAUGGUGCGCUCCGUGGUCAACUUCACCGUCCUACCGCCCGAGGAGCGCAGAAGCCUGCUCCUGGUGCGGUUCGUGUGCAUCCUGUUCGUGGGGAUGCUCCACGUGGUCUGCGCCACCCUUCUCGUCCAGAGGCCCAACAUGAUGGCGUUCCGUGUGGGAGGAGCCCUGGAGAGCCUGCAGGAGCAGUACUUCCUGCUCAACCUCUGCUUUUCCAUGGUCACCUUCGACCUGCAGGCCCAGCUGUGCCUGUGUAUCCUGAUAAUAACGUCGAGCAUGUCUCUGUCCUACUCCCACAACAUCAUCCUGGGCUUUGGGGUCAUCUGGGCCUGCUUCACUGCUGCCGUUGGAGCCACAGCGGUUCUAAAAGAAUUAAAGCCGCUUGUUUGGACUUUCGUCCUUCAAAACCUGCCAGAGCUGGCCUAUUUAAUUUACCUUCUUUACGUGGUGAGUGUGGAGUGGGGACAGGGCAAGUCCUACAGCCAGGAAGCGGCCGCCGUCACUGGCUCCUGCAUCUCGGUGCUGAUCAAAGGCGUGCUGUUCUGGUCCCUGUUCCGGCUGUACCGCAGCUUCGGCCAGGGCCUGAGGGAGCGCAUGUUUGCCUCAGGCCAGCAGUGAGGCCACGCCCCCUGCCAGCAAGGAGCAUCAUGGGAUAUGUGCCGUCAACGAUGGGUCCGUAACUCUUGCACGAUGUGAAGGCACCGGAGAAGUGACUCUACAGGUUUUGGUGACGUCUUGAGUAACAACACACGGUUAGCGUAUUGCUCCAAGCCCUUGGCUAGAAGGCAGAUUGGGAUGUGACCCUGCCUGUGAAUUACAGGAAGCUGCUGCAUUGCCUCCUGCAGGCUUUUAUAUAGGAUUGGUUCUAAUGUGUUGCACUAACGAGGGGGGAAAAAAACCCGUAAUCUUGUCCUUGAAAGGUCAAUUCUGGACACAGCAGGUAUAACCAGUCACCUGUCGUCCUUGUAAAUAUUUGUAAAAGUGCCUUUGUAACUUGCUUUUGUAAUUAUCACUCACAGUUUUGUUUGAAUUUAUACACCGCAUUUUUCUUACACACUUUUUAUUUGUUUAUUUUGUUUAAGGAAGACAUUACGUAAAUAACGAGAAGCUAAAUCCUGUCUAUAGAAUUUCUAAACGUAAUUCUGUUUUUUAUGACAAAAUCUGUGAAAGCAUAUAUAUAUAUUGUUUUUUUGUUGACUGAAAGUAUUAGGUCUUUAGUCUUUAUUUUACAGUGGGAAAGAUAUUUUGCACGACGUGAGGCACAAGGCACGCUUUUCAUUGAAAGACUAACUUAACUUAUAUAUUGCCCCCUUGUGGACGGAAUGUGCGUAGCAUUAACUUGGUUUUGAACGCCUUUUGCAACUACCAAAGGAAUUUUACGAGUGGAAUUAUUUUACCAUUUGAAAUGACUCUGUUAACCUUUUAACUCUUGAUACGGAUGUACUAAUAUUUAAUUUACAAGGACCUCUAAUUGUUUAAAAAGGUUUUAAUUGGGAUUUUUUCCCCGACUGUAAGCAUGUGUGAGCUUUGUGUUGCAUUCAGGUAUUGGUUUGUUUGAUAUGAAAACAUCACUCGUCUCCAAUCUGAAUGUGGAUAGGAAUAAGGGUGCCACAGUCUCUUACUACAGUUAUCAGUUCAUCAGGUCUGGCCUCAUGGUUCCAUUUUACCUUUUUCACUGGCUUGGUAUGUACUAAAAUGGAUAAACAUCUUAAGGCAGAAACUAACCAGGCCUGUUAUGGUGGCCACUUUACGUAUAUUUUUUUUAUUUGUGUGUGUUUUCUAUGUCAAGCCAAUCAAGAUCCAUUAAAUAAAAUUUGUAUUAAGUGGUUCAU